Diabrotica virgifera virgifera (western corn rootworm) is the source of this 1182-nucleotide messenger RNA. RefSeq lists its product as uncharacterized. The record is from RefSeq and is a predicted model, not a curated record. The transcript is spliced from 5 exons. Gene Ontology annotation, molecular function: oxidoreductase activity. The coding region runs from base 142 to 1161 and encodes 339 amino acids. NCBI's taxonomy places the organism in Eukaryota, Metazoa, Arthropoda, Insecta, Coleoptera, Chrysomelidae.
UUUUUUGAAUCUUAUAAAAUUCGCUUCAAAAGCAAAGGUUAAUACAGUUAUUAUUUUAUUGUUAGAUAUAAAUGACACAAAUGUUAAAAGUCUAUCAAUAGUGUUAAAAUACUGUUAAAACACGCAAAAGGAUUUGAAAAAAUGGAUUUUAAUGACAUUUCGUCGCAAGAUUAUGUGGAUCUGUUACUUACAGAGGGUGGAAAAAUAAGAUGUGAUAAUACGAGUGAAGCUUUUAAAACACAAACAACACUACCUUCUUAUUACGACAAACGCUUAUUUAAAAGGGGUCAAAAAUUCAUAUUUAAGCAUCUAUAUGCCAUGGGUCUAUCUCAGACAUUUGGUCUGAUAUCUCUUUAUGCUAUUUCCUCCAUAAUAAAUGUUUUACGAACAACUACCAGGAAUAGCACUGCUUUAGCAAUGUACAAACGGCAAGUUCCCACAUUCGUUAUCAUGGCUGUUUUAUACACAUCUGAUUGUGAGCCAGGAUCAAAAUUCUGGAAAGCAAUAUCGUUUAUCAAACACAUGCACAACUCAUCCAGUAAAGGAAGUAUACGAGCAAAAUCGAAUCCAAUCAACCAGAAGGAUAUGGUUCUAUCUCAGUUUUUGUUUCUGGGAUUUCCUUUGGCGAGAGGUGAAAUGUGCGGUUUCCACGGAAUCACUAAAGAAGAACAAGAAGGUUUUAUUCAUUUUUGGAGAGUAAUUGGAUACUUAUUAGGAAUUGAAGAGAGAUUCAAUCUUUGCAGUUUCCCAACUCAUAAAGUAAUCGACAUAUGCGACCUUCUAAUAGAUCAAGCAUUCAGACCAGAAAUACAGAAAAAAUUACCAUUAAUGCUAGAAACUUCCAAUUAUGUAUGCAAUGUUGUUUCAACAGUCAUACCAGAACUGACGACAACCUUUGCUCUUAACCAUGUAUACAACAUGGUACAGAAGAAGCACACCAUCAAGAAAAUACCAGAUCCCAUCUAUUUGGAGACGAAUUUUAUUGUAGGAUUCUACUAUAAAUGCAUGGUUUUUAUGAUGGUUUACCUCAUGAGUUUUAGUAUUUUCAGAAUUAUUAAAAACGGAAUAUAUGGACUGAAUAUUUUGCUUUUGAGAACAUUUCCAAUAUUUUCAUUCUUUAAAUAUGGAAUUGCAGAUAGUUUUAUAAACUUUAGUAUUUAAAAAAUAAACGUCUUUAAGGAA